Messenger RNA from Microthlaspi erraticum, 1128 nucleotides. The record is from the annotation of a GenBank genome assembly. NCBI's taxonomy places the organism in Eukaryota, Viridiplantae, Streptophyta, Magnoliopsida, Brassicales, Brassicaceae.
AUGGACAAAAGAAAAUACUCCAGCUGGUGGUUCCGGUGGAACCAAGUCGCUAGUGGUGUAACAGGUUCCAGUGGAACCCUAGGCGUGUUGCCUCUUGCCGGUAGUGUCUCUGUGUCGCCGUACACGUUGUCGGCGUCAGAUAACCCAGGUGCGUUAAUAACCUCUGUUCAGUUGAAUGGAGAAAACUACAAUGAAUGGGCAUCGGAGAUGCUUAAUGCUCUUCAAGCUAAACGCAAGAUGAGUUUUAUUCACGGUACUCUUCCGAAGCCUGCGAGUGGUAGCCCGGAUAUGGAGAACUGGCUAACGGUCAAUUCCAUGAUCGUUGGUUGGAUUAGGUCUUCGAUAGAACCUAAAGUACGUUCGACGGUGUCGUAUAUCACGGAUGCUCAUCUCCUGUGGACUGAGCUUAAGGAGCGUUUCUCAGUGGGGAAUAAAGUGCGUAUACACCAAAUCAAGUCUCAACUUGCGUCAUGUAAGCAGGACGGUCAGACUGUUUUGGAGUAUUAUGGUCGUCUUGCUAUGUUGUGGAAGGAACUACAAACUUAUCAGCCGGUGAUUUCGUGCUCUUGUGGAGCAGCUGGCGUACUUGCCAAAGAAAAAGAAGAAGAAAAGCUGCACCAAUUUGUUAUGGGAUUGGACGAUGCUCGGUUUGGUGGUUUGUGUACGAGCAUCGUAGCUUCUGAUCCUUUGCCUAGUCUUGGUGAAGUCUAUGCAAAGAUUGUGCGAGAAGAGCAACGUUUGACAUCAGCGAAAGCUCGCGAGCAACAGCAAGAGGCGAUCGGAUUUGUCGCUCGCCGAGAAGAGGUCCUUGCUCCUGUUCGUCCUAGCCAAACUGAGACACGUUCAGACUCAGCUAAUUCUGUUCGUCGUGAUCGCAAUGCUCUCUGCAGUCAUUGUGGACGUACCGGUCAUGACAAGAAGGAAUGUUGGCAGUUAGUUGGCUUUCCCGAGUGGUGGUUGGACAGAAACAAGAAUAAGUGGAGGUCGUGGAAGAGGAGGAGGUCGCAAUGGUUACAACAACCCUGGUCGUGGUCGUGGUCAGGCCAAUGCUGCACACGCCACAAGUUCCAACGCUUCUUCUUUUCCGGAGUUUACAGCCGACCAAGUGGAAGGCUCUAUCCAAGUUGA